This is a messenger RNA of Frieseomelitta varia, 1742 nucleotides long. RefSeq lists its product as uncharacterized. Bases 932 to 1516 code for a protein of 194 amino acids. The record is from RefSeq and is a predicted model, not a curated record. The transcript is spliced from 2 exons. Lineage: Eukaryota; Metazoa; Arthropoda; Insecta; Hymenoptera; Apidae.
GUCGAUCGAGCGUUCAAUCGUCGACAGAAACGUCGAAUUAGAAAUGAGGAAACAAUCGAAGCGAAAUGCACGGCAGUUCCGCGAGAACAGCCGAAAGGGGUGGCUGAUUCGUGGUCGCUCAUCGAAACGAUCGCCGAACGUCGGUGACGUUCGUAUGUCUCCGACAAUGCGCGCCGGCGCUAUGCAACCCGCUUGACGUAGCAUCAUGGCGGCGGCGUGUCGGAGGCGUCUCCGUCCGCACAGUGCUCGACGUCGAGCAGUCCGCGUACGUUCGCAACAACGUUUCACCGCAUUAAUGUGAUAGUGUACCCGGAGCAUCGCACACGUCCGCGGCCACGGUUCAAUCUCGUGUUUCAUGUCGUAAUAUCAUCAACAAUCAGAAGAACAACGUGCGACAACGGGACGUCGCGAGCAGUGAUAGCGCGACGAAAACAUACAGAGAGAGAGAGAGAGAAAGAGAAAGAGAGAGAGAGAGAGAGCAGUGUGAACUCGAUCGGUCCCGUUCGCAAUAAUUCUCGUUGAUUUAGCUCGUGGUGCGUGCUAUUCAUUCCCCCGUAUCCUUUACAUCUUCGUUUCUCCUCAUUCCCUUUGCCACCCGUUUCUCUCUCUUUCUCUCUCUCUCUCUCACACACACUCUCUCUCUCUCUCUCUUUCUCUUCUUUCACAUCUCUCUUUUCUUCUCACCCUCUGUCCACUGAUUCCUCGCGAAACUCUACUUUCAUAUACACGCGCGUAUAUCUAGUUUCUUCGGUUCCUGAUCCGUGCUCCCCUUUAUCCGUCCCGUUUUUCUCAGUGAUCGUUGUGAAAUGCCCGUGAUUACCGGUCGUGCCUCUCGACGACGAGAAGGACGUGGCGGCUGUCGUUGGUCUACGGUUCCUUGACGAGCACGGGAUACGUGCAAACCGGCGCAUGCACUGCAGCUCCUGCUACUAUGAUAAUAACGAGAAAGGUGGCACGGUGGGCGCUCCUCCUGAAGCGAGAGGCGCUCGGCCGAACCUACGGUGCACAAAAGCGGUCCGAACAAGCACCCCGCGGUGCCACGGCGAUGCUGCCUCAUUCCGGCCGGAUGGUAGAUGACAACAUCGACACCGACACCGACACCGACACCGUGGCCACCGACCUGCACAGGACCAGCAGCUGCGUCGCGCUGGCGCUGCCGUUGCCGUUCCCGUACUACUACGAAUACUACUACUAUCCUCGUGCUACUAGGAUCGCCGCCUCGUUGUUAAACUCAGAUCGCCCCACGCUCACCGGCCACCACGAGGACGACGACUACUUGCUAUCGUUACUCGCCAGAAUCGACGAGCCGCAAGUGGAACCAAAGUGCUUUGACUUAGCAGCCAGCUCGACCAAAAUCCAGCCGAAGGAGCAACAGGACGAACGGGAGGUGCACGGUGAACAGGAAACGGAGAACGUAGCCAGCCUCACGAACGACAAGGAAGUAACAGUGCUCGCGAACGUGAACAGUAACCGUCUUGAUCGCCAGUACGUGCGAGUACGAUUUUUUUCCGCGUGACCAACAGCCACUCGUUGUUACGCCGCGUCGAUGAUAAUAAUCGGCCAAGUGCGAUUCGAUGCAAUACCGGCGUGGUAUAACGAUCACGACUGGAAACGGAACGACCCUUCGGAACGUGCAUACGCAGCAUAUGCCGAACGCAAUAAUACGCACGUUCAAUACGCUGUUCUGAUGAAUUAAGCAGAGCCCGAGCUUCUGAGAUAUACUCACGCAAAAUUGACAAACG